Arctia plantaginis is the source of this 819-nucleotide messenger RNA. The record is from the annotation of a GenBank genome assembly. Lineage: Eukaryota; Metazoa; Arthropoda; Insecta; Lepidoptera; Erebidae.
AUGCAGGACUUUACGAGUAUAUUAAACAUAAUAUUUAUAAUAAGCGGUGGUGCCCUUACAUUUGUGAUCCUAUUCAUAUUCGCUAAAAGGCAAAUAACAAGGUUCGCCCUUCGCUCUCGGAGAGGACCCCACGUACCCAUCGGUACUGAUGCUAAAAAAUAUUUGAAGAGAGAGAUUGAACGCCGUAUAGAAGCUGUACCGAGGAUUAUGUACGAGCCCCGUCUUCUUAGUACGGAACCCUCACAUUAUAUUCUGGAACCUCAGCAGCCUUACCAUUACCGGUUCAGAGCCGUUGAUGACGUAAAAACACUUGAAGAGGAAAUAGCCCGUCAAGACGCUGGUCUCCGCCGCCACCCUCGCGAGUCACUUCGCGCAUUCCUCUUGUCAUCUCUAGCUGCCCCUCUAGAUGGGAGAGGGCAGAAGUUAGUGCACCAGUUCUGUGAUACCUAUGAAUAUGCCAGGCACCACCCUGGAGAGUUUGGAGAAGAUGAGUACACAGCGUACAGCAGACUGCUGUUGAAACUGCUUGAUGCCGCGCGGCUGCUGAAGAGCGUGGGCACGUGCCCGGCGCCGCUGCCGCGCGACAGCCCGGUGCGGCGCGGGCGCGCGCUGCUGGACGCGGCGCGCCUCCGCCCCGCGCUGCCGCCCCUCCCCGCGCUGCCCCGCAGCAACAAGCUCCCCGCCGCGCUGCACAAGCACUACACUGCGCUCGAGAACACGCCAGUAGAUAUGAAGUUAGAAGAGGAAGUGAUCCGGGUCCCCGUCCGGAGCCCCACCGAGUCUCAGGUGAAGGCUCCGGCGGACGAGACGGCUGUGUGA